AUGCCUGACGAGCGCGAUCCAUCGCAGAGCGGCGUCCCCCACCGUGGUGGGUCCACUGCGCGUCCGAGUCCCGCCCUCAUCGCCGCCUUCAUCGCCCUCUGCGCGCUCUCCGUCGUCACGACUUUGCUUGUCAACUUCCGCUGCAGGAAUGGGUUACGGUGGGGGAGGUACCAGAGGCGGCCUCCGGCGCGGCCUGCGCAUGCGCGUCGGUCUGCGUCUCAUCCAAGGAAGAAGCACCGCCGUGCACCGCGAUUGCAUGACGCAUAUCUGAACCUGGAGGCCCAAGAGGCGGUGGGGUGGAAGAACGUUGUGCCUUUGGCCGCGUCUGUGUUGCCUUCAAGCCCGUCGUACGACAAGAUGCCAUCAGAGGGGAAGCGUAUCCGAUUUCAGGACCCAAGCAAACACACUCCGUUAGAUUCUGACGGCAUACCGCAACCUACACCAUCAUGCCCCCUCUCUAUCUAUGCUCCCGCCCAAUCCAUCCUCGUUCCUCCGCCCCCGAUCCAAGUUCAAGUUAUCGUGCCUAUCUUGAUGCCUGUAGCGCCAGGUCCUAGACGUGGCGGGAUUGAGCAAGAUGCAUCCGUCUGCUUGGGCACGACAAUUGUACCAUUAUCAACGCGCGGCUUGGGACGAGGAUAG
Schizophyllum commune H4-8 is the source of this 639-nucleotide messenger RNA. RefSeq lists its product as uncharacterized. The coding region runs from base 1 to 639 and encodes 212 amino acids. The record is from RefSeq and is a predicted model, not a curated record. The transcript is spliced from 3 exons. NCBI's taxonomy places the organism in Eukaryota, Fungi, Basidiomycota, Agaricomycetes, Agaricales, Schizophyllaceae.